Messenger RNA from Colletotrichum karsti, 519 nucleotides. RefSeq lists its product as uncharacterized. The record is from RefSeq and is a predicted model, not a curated record. Bases 1 to 519 code for a protein of 172 amino acids. The transcript has 2 exons. NCBI's taxonomy places the organism in Eukaryota, Fungi, Ascomycota, Sordariomycetes, Glomerellales, Glomerellaceae.
AUGCAGAGCGACGGCGCAUCAAACGCAUUCCACGUGCCCGCACAACGGCCCGCUCAUCCUGCGGACGCCAAGAUGACCGCACAGAGCAAUGCCUCCUCCGGCUCAAUGUCCGCGAAACAGGGCUCCGUCGCCUCGUUCGAUGUCGAUCCUCAGUCGUCGCCUCACACGCAAAGGUCGACUUCGGCGCCAGAAAAUCUCGAGACGUUCCUCAACGACUCCGCCCUCGCCAUCGGCAGCGGGGACGGAGGAGGUGAUAGCUUCGGGAGCGACAAGCGGAAGCAAGCUCGUAUCCAACGCUUGAAAGUCGCCAUCGCUUUGGUCAAUGAGCAGCUUCAACACACUUGCACCAACGGCGACGAAGAUGACAAGCCUGAAGCCGGCAUAAACGACGGCGGAAGCACCCAGACCUACCAGCCAUCACAAAGCCAAAGCAACAUGGACGACCAUGUUCGAGGUGUUGGCGCACAGUUUCCCUCUUUGGAAGACCUCAGUAACCUUCGACCGUCGUCGGCCGAGUGA